GUUCCGACUAGUACUUGAACAAGGCAUCAAUCUAAUCUCACGUGUCAAUUGAGUAUAGGCUGCAGCCUGCUUUCGUGCUUGGGUUCUUUAAACCACCUGUAUAGGUUUAUUUACAACAAAGGAACGGCUGUGUGCGUAUCAGUUAGAAACCUCUAGGAGAAAUCAAAUUGACGUUGUUUUAGCUUUAUCUUGUGGGGAUACUGAUAAUGUUUCUGCUCGAUUCCGACUCACAGCUGGACUGUAUUCGUAAUUUAUUCGAAGGCGGAGAUGCUGUCAACUCAAGCAAUGUGUUGGGACAGUCCCCUGCACACUUGGCGGCAUGCAGCGGACAAGCCUUUUGUUUACUUUGGCUACUGCAAACGGGAGCUGAUGCAAAUCAGCAGGACAACAAUGGGGAGACACCCAUGCACAAAGCCGCCAAGGCCGGCAGUUUGGAAUGCAUCAGCGUGCUCGUUGCCAGUGAUGCCCAACUUGGCUCCAUUCCUCUGGAAUCCCUACCAUCACUGCAGCGAGCGCAACUUCAACCAUGUCAAUCAGUAAAUGGAUCUACGGGUUCUGCCAUGCUCUGAGAAGCCUACCGUAUCCCUUCCCCAGACCUGGAUCCAACUUAUGUCCUCCAUGAUCAACCACCCUCCAAGAUCCCACUUUUCAUUACAUUAUCUACAGCUACUGUUAAUGUCAUGUGGUUUGAUCUAAUCUGCUAAGGGACCUGUGGUUGACAUAUCAUCCUGGGCUCAGUGAGAUACACAGAUGCACUACAUACACUGGACUUUAAAGUCUCCCUCUUAAAGUCCACCUUCUGAGACUGGCUGCCUGUCAAGGGAAAGUGAGAAGAGGCACCCACCUCUUCUCUAUCCCACACGC
Messenger RNA from Coregonus clupeaformis (lake whitefish), 864 nucleotides. RefSeq names its product ankyrin repeat domain-containing protein 37-like. The coding region runs from base 207 to 569 and encodes 120 amino acids. Lineage: Eukaryota; Metazoa; Chordata; Actinopteri; Salmoniformes; Salmonidae. The transcript is spliced from 5 exons. Gene Ontology annotation, molecular function: protein binding. The record is from RefSeq and is a predicted model, not a curated record.